This is a messenger RNA of Physeter macrocephalus (sperm whale), 807 nucleotides long. It is a transcript of the gene SYNDIG1L, whose product is annotated as synapse differentiation inducing 1 like. The transcript is spliced from 3 exons. The record is from RefSeq and is a predicted model, not a curated record. Gene Ontology annotation, cellular component: intracellular membrane-bounded organelle; membrane. The coding region runs from base 88 to 807 and encodes 239 amino acids. NCBI's taxonomy places the organism in Eukaryota, Metazoa, Chordata, Mammalia, Artiodactyla, Physeteridae.
CUCCCAGCAGGCUCUCUGAGGACUGCCCAGCUGGCCACCAAGUCCUGGGGCUCUGGGGCUCUCCUCCCCAGAGCUGCCCCCAGAACCAUGGAGAGUCUGAGUGAGCUACAGAACCCACUGCUGCCUCGGAACCCCGCACACCUCCAUGGCCCCUACCCCUACCCCGAGGCUUCUCCCGCCUGGCCAUGCCGGGAGAAGAUCUACUCCUACCUCCUGGGUGGUGCUGGGCCUACUCACGCCCACCAGCUCCUGGACCCAGGAUCCCUGCAGCUGGCCGUGGAGGCCUGGUACAGGCCCAACUGCCUCCUGGGGAGGGACAAGGUCAAGGAGCCCAGGGCAGACAGCUGCGAAACCAGCUUCACAGAGAGCAGGGAGCCCCCCGCUGGGCCGACGGAGCGGUCCACAGAACCCGGCCAAGCGGAAGAGGAUGUCACCAUCCAGACCGUGUCCUACGGGGUUCAAGAGGAGCUCCAAGGCCAAGAGGACGACCAGGAGGAGGAGGAGGAGAGUGAUGCAACCUCGACAGAGAGUGAAAGUGAAGACAACUUCCUUACGCUGCCUCCCAGGGACCACCUGGGUCUCACUAUCUUCUCCAUGCUCUGCUGCUUCUGGCCACUGGGCAUAGCUGCCUUCUACUUCUCCCAGGGGACCAGCAAGGCCAUCUCCAAGGGGGACUUCCGCCUGGCCAGCACCACCUCCCGCCGGGCCCUAUUCCUGGCCGCCCUCUCCAUCGCCAUCGGGGCUGGUCUCUAUGUGGCCGUGGUGGUCGCCCUGGCAGCUUACAUGUCCCAGAAUGGCCACAGCUAG